Saccostrea cuccullata (small rock oyster) is the source of this 1864-nucleotide messenger RNA. RefSeq names its product alpha-1,3-mannosyl-glycoprotein 4-beta-N-acetylglucosaminyltransferase C-like. The transcript is spliced from 5 exons. Gene Ontology annotation, molecular function: acetylglucosaminyltransferase activity. The record is from RefSeq and is a predicted model, not a curated record. Gene Ontology annotation, biological process: protein N-linked glycosylation. The coding region runs from base 241 to 1617 and encodes 458 amino acids. Lineage: Eukaryota; Metazoa; Mollusca; Bivalvia; Ostreida; Ostreidae.
AUGGCUGUACUUCGUUUAGUUCUACUAACACCGGACAGGAUGUCUUGGGCUCGGUGCCGACAGUGUUUUGGAGUUCACAGGUCGUGAUCUACGGCCAGCGCUGGUCACUACUGUCCGUUUAAUGGUCCUAGAGUUGUCAUGAGGAAAAUAAAUAUAUAACUCUAGUCAUUUCAUGUUAUUACCUGUAAUUUCUGGGAUAGACAUUAUUUGAUUACAGAUUUUACGAAAUGCCCGAAUGAAAUGAUGAAGACGACAUUGCGAUUUUUAUGCAGGUGGGGAUAUCGUGUCAGUUGGAUUGUUAUUACCCUGUCCGUGUGUGUGUAUAUCCACACUCUUUGGCAGUACCUGGGAAACUAUCGUAUAGAAGAUUCGGUCUCAAAGAUUGGGAUUCUGGAGCGAAAUGCAGUGCAGUGGGAGAAUACGAAGCCAAACAAAGCUUGGCUAAUGAUUGGUAUUCCUACAGUUUGCCGUAGGAACAAGAAUUACCUGAAUUCUACCGUGACGUCCCUUAUCAAUAACAUGCAGGGAGUGACAGGGGUCACCAUUGUCGUAUGCAUAUGUGAUACACGCAAGGCGUGUAGGGAAAACAUUAAAACUAACUUAACCAGAAUGUUUCUCCCACACAUACAAAGUGGACAAAUAACGAUUAUAGAAACACCGGAAGAUUUGUAUGCCCAGCUGACUCAUCUGAAACGGACCUUCAAUGAUUCAGAGACCAGAGUUCGAUGGCGAUCUAAACAGAAUUUGGAUUACUCUUUUUUAAUGCAAUAUUGUGCCAAUAGGUCGCAGUAUUACUUACAAUUAGAGGAUGACGUCAUCACAGUUCCCAAAUUUGUGGACAAAAUAAAAGAAUAUAUGCAUAAAUCUAAAUAUUGGACGAUGCUGGAAUUUUCAAGUCAGGGAUUCAUUGGAAAAUUCUUUAAAUCAAAUAAUUUAGAAAAACUGGCAGGUUUACUCAGAACAUUUUAUAACGAACAGCCUUGUGAUUAUUUAAUUUUCUACUUUUUAAAACUCAUGUUACAAGAAAAAAGAUUCCUUAGAAUACCAUCACUUUUUCAGCAUAGAGGAUAUUUUUCAUCUAUGCCAGAUUUAGUAAGAAAUGUCACCGAAUCCUAUUCGCACUUUCCGUCAUUCAAGAAACGUUUCCAUGGAGAUAACCCGGAAGCAGAUAUUUUUACAUCCCUCUCUCCAUGGAUGUCAUUCAAACCCGCAUUUGCGUAUUCCACAAAUGACAAUGAAAUGUUUUGGUCAACUACUCCACGAGUUGGAGACCACUAUACAGUAGUUUUCAAAUCACCGCAUAAAAUCGCACGUGUAGUUGUGCUCACUGGAAAAACAAUAAGAAGGGCUGAUUAUCUUCAUGAUGGAACUCUAGAAGUUGGCACAUCUGUGAAAAAAAUAUCUAAGAAAAAAAUUUCUUGUUCAAAUCUCAGCGUAGUGGGAUUUUUUGUUCAAGGCAAUAUUGACGUUAAUUUGUUAAAUUCAACGCAACCAUUUAAAUGUUUGAAAAUAACAAUCACAAAAGAUCAAAUAACCUGGCUUAUAAUUAGAGAAAUUGCUGUAUAUACAAAUACUAAUAAGAAGAAAAACACUAAGAUUUCAAGACGUUCAAUAUAAUACUUUAGAUCAUUAUUAUUUAUUGCAAAUUUUUGCUUUUGAAGGCUCUUAAAUAACAAGACACAAAGAAUUGAAUAUACAUGUUACUAUGUAUCAUAUAUGAAUAAAUGUUGUGUUAAUGAAACAAUGCUAUUGACCGGGGAGCUGAUCCCUGACCUUCUAAUUAAUUCUUUAUUAUGGAACGUCAUUGGUCCUGGAGCUUUUUAAAAUAUUGCAAUUAUUUAUCUUAGACAUAUCUUCCUCAAAA